AUGACGCUCUGGAGCGCCAUCCUGAGAGCGCGCUCGCGCGCUUCUAAUCGCCACGCAUCUUACGAGCCGCCUGCAAGUGGUUGGUGGACCUGCGAACGUCGGCUGCACCUGACGGCCGCCACCUGUACCGCUUCCGCCGGCGCCAAGGUGCCUCCCCGGAACCGGAACCGGAGGUCGGCGGACCUCUUGGCGGAGAUGCCGCUCUGCGAGCUCCAAGUUGCAGACCCGCAGAAUCUCGAAAAGAAGACCGGCAAGAGCUCUCAAAAGGACCAUGUUUUAUCUACCGAGCCAGAGGACGAGUUUCUGACGGUGUGUCUCUUGGGGGAAGGGCGGACUUCCUGCCAGCCGAACCUGUUCUGCGGACCCGGAAGCAAGUUCCGCGUCGUUUCGUCGGACGAUCAGGACCCGGUUCAAGAUUACGACGUCCAUAUAGUCGGACAUGAGCUCGCAGCGGAUCUAGAGGGGAUAUGA
Molecule: messenger RNA, 471 nt
Organism: Klebsormidium nitens
Lineage: Eukaryota; Viridiplantae; Streptophyta; Klebsormidiophyceae; Klebsormidiales; Klebsormidiaceae
Source: the annotation of a GenBank genome assembly